Messenger RNA from Henningerozyma blattae CBS 6284, 2403 nucleotides. RefSeq names its product Rec8p (gene REC8). Gene Ontology annotation, molecular function: chromatin binding; protein binding. Gene Ontology annotation, cellular component: synaptonemal complex; cohesin complex. NCBI's taxonomy places the organism in Eukaryota, Fungi, Ascomycota, Saccharomycetes, Saccharomycetales, Saccharomycetaceae. The coding region runs from base 1 to 2403 and encodes 800 amino acids. The record is from RefSeq and is a predicted model, not a curated record. Gene Ontology annotation, biological process: replication-born double-strand break repair via sister chromatid exchange; synaptonemal complex assembly; meiotic sister chromatid cohesion. The transcript has a single exon.
AUGUCAAAUAUAUCACCUAUUUAUCAUUAUUUAGCUAACACAGGAUCAAAUCAAAAACAACAACAAUUAAUAUAUGAUGGCGUUACGAUUACUUGGCUAUUAGCCACAUUAGGUGGUAAAAAUAAUUCUAACAUGAGGAGUUUUAAAUACAAUACCAAUUCUAAUGAUAAUAAUUCUACUGGCAGUAAUAACCACAUUGGAAAUCAAAUUAGAGUCUCUAAAAUGCCUAACAACAUUAAAAAAAAAGAUAUUAUAAAAGUCUGUAUCCCUAAAAUAUGUGAGGUUAUUGAGAAUACAAAUAAAGAACUCUCUUUAAAAUAUGUUUCAAACUUAAUGUAUGGGGUGACUAUCUGCUAUGAUAAGAAAACCGAAUUUUUGCUUGAUGAUUUGAAUAAUAUGACAUCUCAAUUGAAUAGACUUACAAAUAGUGUUCGAUUUUUCCAUUCAAAAGGCAAUCAUACGGGUUUAACAAGAUCAAAAAAUAUUAUCAGAAGGCUACCAAGACCAAAUAAUGGUGUUGUUACAGAUAGAUCAAUAUUUGAAAAUUAUACGGAAAAUGCGACGUUAAAUAAUGCUCCUCCACCAAGCUCCAAUAAUGUAAAUGCAAAUAAUACUGGAAUAUUUAAUGAUGAUCCAAAAUUUAAUAUCAACUACAUCUUUGAUAUUACCAGUAUACUAAGGGAGGAUAAUGGAAACAUUGAUGCUUCUUUAAUAAAAAGAACAGAUCUUCUUAAUGAAUUGACCAAUUCAAAUAAUGCAGACACUUUAUCUACCACCACCGCUACAGCAAAUGUAACAUCAAGAAGUCUCGAAAAUAAGAAUGAUCGAUUACUUGAUCUCAAGUAUCACUCAAAUAACAGCAUACACGGCAGUCUUUCUUUAAAUAAUCCUUUGAUGGUUGAUGAUAUACCUUUUGAUAUUGAUUUUGAUUUAGAUGUAAAUGAAUUUGGUAGUCAGCAUGGAACUUCCAAAUCAGAUACUAAUAGUAAAACUUCUGAUAGUUCUUUUGUCGCAGAUUAUGGCGGGAAUUUUGAUAUCAAUGUCAAUAUAGAAGAGUCAGAAAAAAUUGCAGAUCUCUCUAAUAUGAAUUUAGAACUUGAGGAAAAUGAAUCAGAAAAUACAAAAAUUCCUAAUGAUAUUAGUUUAGUGACUGGCGAAAGUGAGUUAAAUAGGGAGCGUAAUAAUCGUGUAAAAAGAAAUUCGAAAAGAAAUUUGAAUGUAAUGCACAUAAAAUAUAUCACGUUUGAUGAAAAAACUAAUUAUUCGACUGAUAGAUUAAGAAGCAAUUUUGAAAGUUAUAAUUCGAUAAUGAUUGAAAAAAAUAUGCUAAGAGACCGUAUCAACUGUCAAACCAACCAUAUGCAUAACAAAUUAGUUAAACUAAUUGAAAAUAUAUCAUUUGAAUCAAGCGUAAUGCAAGAAUGUUAUACAUCAUUGUUUAAUAAAUCACUCCAAAGGCAAGUACUCCCAAAAUUAAAUAUAUCAUUUAAGAGAAAAAAAGAAUUUCUUGACCAAGAAACUGAAUCAAUUGAAAGAGGCCGUAAAAGGUUAAGGCCGUUUGGCUUGAGUUCUAGAUCUAGUAGUCUUUCCAGUCAAGAAAAAGGUAGAAGAUUAGAUCUAAGUAAGAGAAACAUUUCCUUUGAAAAUGACGAUUUAGUUGAAUAUGAUGCUGACGGUGGCUUAAAUGAUGAAAACAACUCGAGAAAUGAAUUAUUAAAUUUAGAGCAAAUCGAUGAGGAGCUCGAAAGUAAUUAUAAUAGAGAUUCAAUCAGAAACAACAGCGGCUCAUGGAAUUCUAGUAGAAAUGCUGAGAGGGAUCUGAUGAGAAUUGAUUUGAAUAUACCUCCUUCGAGUUUUGGAAGACAGCAUAGUCGAGCUGAAUCAGCAAAUUUAGGGAGUGAGAUGGAUGUAAUUGAAGAGCUUCAAGCCAAAACAGAACAAAGAGGUGAAAAAUACAUCAUAGAAAAUAAGCUAUUAGAUGAGGUAGAAGAAGAACACUCUACUCAUGAAAUAACCAAUGAAACCCCAUGUGUGGAAGGGAAGGAAUCUGUUGAGAGUCAAGAAAAAGUCGACGUAGGAUCAACAAUUCUAGACCAGCAAUCAAGAAAAUUUUAUGAAUACAUAAACAGUCGGGCAGAAAUAAUGGGCAGAAAUACCUUUUCCAAUCCUCCUUUUGAGCGUAAAUUACUGUUUGAAGAUAUAAUACCUAGCACUCUUUCAGAGGAAGAUGCUGAAGAGAAAGUAAUUUCAGUUAGCCAUAAAAUCGCUGCAAAUGCAUUUUUGUCGCUUCUAAAUCUGGUCUCUAGAGGGUUAGUUGAUUUGCAAGAAUACGAAAACAGUGAGAUCAAAUCGGAAACUAACUUCAAUGCUUUAAACGGUGACGAUAUUAUCGUGUUUAUAUAA